Molecule: messenger RNA, 2114 nt
Organism: Salvelinus sp. IW2-2015
Lineage: Eukaryota; Metazoa; Chordata; Actinopteri; Salmoniformes; Salmonidae
Source: RefSeq, a predicted model, not a curated record
AAUGAAGUUCCACGUGGCCAAGAAGAAGUUUAAGGAGACGUUGCGUCCGUACGAUGUGAAGGACGUCAUAGAGCAGUACUCCGCCGGACACCUGGACAUGCUGUGUCGCAUCAAGAGCCUGCAGACACGGUCCAGUCUAUUGAGUCGAAGCUAGACUCCCUGUUGGACAUCUACCGGCAUGUGCUACGUAAAGGCUCCUCCUCUGCCCUUACCCUCUCCUCCUUGCCCCUGUUUGAGCUGGAGCAGACCUCAGACUACCAGAGCUCUAUCCUCUUCAAGGACCACUCCACCUGCUCUACCCAGGUCAGCAGCACCAGAGGUGGGCCAGGGAUAGAGGGCCAAGGGGGAUGCGUGACYCGCUCCUCCACCAACGCCUCAAACCUGUCCCGGGGACUUCACCUUAUCCUGGCGCCGUCCACCGAGCUCAGCCUCAACCUCAACACUGGCACCACCUCGCCUUCUACCAGUGGGCCCCCGCUGUCCUCCUUCAGUCCGUCGCCCCUUCCUCAACACCACCAACAUCAUCAUCAUCAUACCCUGCCGGAAAGUGGGGAACCAGUCCAUAGAGGAAGUUCUUCUCACUCACCUCCUAUUCUUACUCCUAAUUGUGUAUCUGGAGGUGGGGGGUUUCCUACUCUGGCCAGGCCCCCACCACCUCCUCCCCAGCCCAGCCGGACAGUGGGUCACUCCAGGCCGGAGAGGGAGAGGGAGGUGGAGGUGGGUGACUUCUGUGGAAGYCCGGAGGAGAGGGAGGAUGGUGAUGUGUUAGGCCCAGAACAAGGCCUCAGAAUCGGGAGGCUGGGGCAGCCAAGAGGGGGGUCCAGUGGGAACAGCAAUGGCCGGCCCUGCAAUGCCAAAGCAGAGGGCWCCUGGAGGAGACACACGAGCCUGGAGAUGGAGCCCCUGGUACCCCUCUCUUCUGCUCUGGGAGGAGGAGGUGGCUGCUCCUCCGGCUCCAACCCCAGCCAGGUGGACCGAAGCCUGGGCAAGUCCAUGUCCGUCCAAAACCUGGGGCAGAGGGGGUCAACCACCUCCAGGGUCCUGGAUAGCCACCACCAUCCUAGCCUCAGCCUCUCCUCCCCCAGCCCCUGCAGCAGCGACUCCCCCACAGGCUCCCACAGUAGUCAGGACCCUGGGGGAGGGGGCGGCGGGGAUGGCUGGGGGGAGGAGGACCUCUUUAUCAGCGACAGGGAUGUGGACGCCCUCCCUCUCCCCCCCGAGGCUCAAGGUGGAGCUUUUGGCUUUGACUUCCUGUCCCAGGGGACAGCCGACGCGACCUCUUACUCUUCAGAGCUACUGAGGACAGACCCGGGGCUUGGGGCGGGGUUAAGUGCUCUGGCAGGGUUCAAUAGGAGCGGGAACAUGUCACCGCCCCCCUCAGUCGGGAGCACCGAGUCCCUGAGCAUGCCGCACGUACGGCUAAAAUAAGACACACCCCCGUGUCGUGUGGACCAAUCAAAAAACCUCACCUUACAGAGAAGCUCUUUAUUCUAUUUUGAGAGGGUGAGGGAGAACAGGGAGGGACUAUAAUGGUUAUUUCUGUUUAUUUUUUAUGUUGAUUCAUUUGAUAAAAAGCAUAGUAUUUUUCAUACAUGUCGACGAUACAUGAACAUAUCAUUGCAUGAAUUAUUCUUUUUUUAAAGUACGRUUGAAGAAAUCGAAACAAAGAAAAUAAAGAAGGUAUAAUAAAGAGAGAGAGGUGUAUAAAAAAUGAGACUUUGAGUAAGAGGUUGUAUAUAUAUACAAUAUAUAUUGUAUAUAUAUAUAAAGAAACAAGCAAAACUUGAUCCUGAAAGACAAUGGAUUGAUCUGUGAUCUCAAAACUGCAUGAGCACUGCAUGUUUUCAGUCCAAAUGUCAUGGUAUUUACAACUUACCCAUAAGUCUUCAUUCAUUAACACAGGAAGUUGUUGAUGCCUAUAGGCCUUAUGGCAAAACCCUUCUAGAAAACUUUUCCUUAAUUUUAAUACACAUAAUCAUGUACAGAUAAAGUUCAAGUGUGGGGCAUCCCAACGUAUAAGACUAUAGCGUAUGGGGCAAGUUAAAUGCUUACAUGAACCCAAUAUCAUACUGUUAUCCAAAGCUUCUGAGGCAGCCAUCGUGAAAUGAAUGUUG